This is a messenger RNA of Didymodactylos carnosus, 1242 nucleotides long. The record is from the annotation of a GenBank genome assembly. NCBI's taxonomy places the organism in Eukaryota, Metazoa, Rotifera, Eurotatoria, Philodinida, Philodinidae.
AUGUUACAAAAUUUCGUCGCCCUGCAUCGUGGUCGAAUUAGUGGUCAUGUUAUUGGUUAUAGUCGCAUUAACUGGUUAGGGUCUGAAGAGUAUUGAAAACACGUAUACUUUAAAAGAGAAUUUGAUAUCACAAAAAUGUAGAUGUAUAACAGAUUACGAAAAACGAACAAAUGAUAAAUAAUUAUUGGAUUAAUAAAGGAUCAGUCAAAGGAUUAUUAAAGGAUCAAUUAAUUAAGGAAAGGUACAGAAUGGUUACCUUCCAAAACAUCACCAAAUUAUGUUCGAAUAUUAUACGAAAAUAUCAUUUGAGCUGAUAAUGAAACUGAUAUAAAUAGUACCAUGCAAGAAGAACACACCGCACUCUCGAUUUCAAAAUGGCAUAUUAUCCACUACCACCAGUUGACGACAUGACACUACGUGAAUGGAACAUAUGCAAUUCGACGUUGGAGGACACAAUAGCAUUCUGUCAAUCACUUGGACUGAUACCCUACCGACCAAGUGUACCGUGUUACAAUGGUCACAAUGAUUGGUACAUAGGACAAUGUGCGAAUAUUAUCGAUGGUAAACAGUGGUAUUAAACAUUUCCAGAUGUUCUUGACACAUUUAAUCGUACUUUUUAGGUUAUCACUGGCGUUGCCGUGUAAAAGAAUGUAGAUUAACUCGUUCGAUCCGUAAUGAAACAUUUUUCUUCAAAUCCAGAUUAGAAAUACAACAGAUAUUGGAUCUAAUGUUUUACUGAUAAAAGAAUCGAUACGCAUGACUUUCUUCGUUGACAUUGCAAAUUUGCGAGUGAGUCUACUAUCGUUGACUGGAAAAAUUUCCUUCGUGAUGUCUGGGCUGGUUGCAAUGAAAGUCCAAGAGUUUUAUAUAGUGCUAAUAUGUGAAUUUGUUACGUUAUUUAUAACUUGGGUUAUGAUAAUUUAUUUUAUUUUAAAGCAUAUUGGAAAUGACAAGCUAGAAUGAUAUUAAGUGAAACUUUUUUGUUCUAUUUCGAUAUGUAGUUUUAUCAAUAAAACUCUUAGAAAAUUUGAUAAAAAAAAUAAUAAAACCAAGUUUCGCCGUAUUGCAGGAAACGAAAUCAAGAUAUAACUGGAAAGCAGAAUGAGGAUAUCUCAAUGUGAUGAGUCUAUUUCUUACUCCAAAUAUUUAUUCGCACCAAAGAUAGAACAAUACAAUAAAGUACAAUACACUAAACGCCACGAAUACAAAUGAGAGGAAAAUCUUCACUAUAUAUACGCGCGC